Molecule: messenger RNA, 675 nt
Organism: Haplochromis burtoni (Burton's mouthbrooder)
Lineage: Eukaryota; Metazoa; Chordata; Actinopteri; Cichliformes; Cichlidae
Product: beta-galactoside-binding lectin
Exons: 4
Coding region: 90-497 (135 amino acids)
Molecular function (GO): carbohydrate binding; galactoside binding; laminin binding
Source: RefSeq, a predicted model, not a curated record
CUGGAGUCAUCUGGUGGGGUGCAGAGAGGCAAGGCCCUGCAGCACUUUCAUUUCUUCUCAGCUGUACUUAACCUUCUGCAUCUGCCAAGAUGAAUAAUGGUAUGUUUGUAAAGAACAUGUCCUUCAAGGUUGGACAAACCAUGACUGUUGUUGGAGUCGCCAAACCUGAGGCUGGAGAUUUUGCUGUGAAUAUCGGCCCCGGCGAGGACACAAUUGCAUUUCAUCUCAACCCUCGUUUCAAUGCCCAUGGAGACUCAAAUAUAAUUGUCUGCAACUCUUUCGAGGGAGGCAAUUGGUGUCAGGAGCAACGCGAGCAAAGUUUUCCUUUCUCCCUGGGACAGGAGUUCAAGAUCUCCAUUGAAUUCACUCCUUCAGAGUUUGUGGUGACUUUACAAGAUGGCUCAACAUUCCGUUUCCCCAACCGCGUCGGUGCAGAGAAAUACUCGGCCCUAAACUUUGAUGGGGAUGCUCGCAUUCGAAGCAUUGACAUCAAGUAAAGCGCCAUCGUUUCUCAUAUCUGGAUGUGAAAAAUGUUCUUUUUUUGUUUGUCUAGCAGCAGGUAAUAUAAAGUCCUAGGUCUUCAGCUUCCUGAAAACUUGUUAACCUUUAAUCUAAUUAUAGAUUUUCAUAGCUUACAGGAUAUGAGUUUGUUGAGAAACAGGUCCAAACAGCUAU